AUGAAACGAAUAUCAGAAUAUUCGCCUGCAAAAUCAUAUAAGAGAAGAACAAGUUCAGAAGACAGAAAUAAAAUUGGAAAUACUACCUCUAUUUUGAAAGAAUCUCCAGAAACUGAGUUUAGUUUUCUAGAUUACAAAAGGGAAAUUAAUAAAAUAUUUACUUAUAGUAAUGAUACCAACACUGUAACCAAUAGUCUUGAUGACUUUUGGGUGUUUGUAAAAAAAUAUGAAUCUAUGUUGAAGAAAGCAGGGAAACCUGUGUUUAGUCUUGAAAAUGAAGAAAACAGUAAUUGUGAAUCAGAUACGUUAAAAUUUUCAAAAUUUGAUUGCAUUAAUUUUAGCACUAAUAUAAAAUUCAUGGACAAUGUUUGUGACAAUAGAGUUAAAAAGAAACUUGAUAAAAAAAUAUUCGAUGCAAUUUUGAAUGUUGUGUCUAUAUACUUAGAUUUUAAAAAUAAGGAGAAACUUGACAAAUUAAAAAAGUUGAGGCAAACUCAAAAAGAUUUGCCUGUUGCAAAAUAUAGGGGUGAAAUUCAAGCAGCAGUGAAAAAUGAAAAAGUUGUGAUUGUUGCUGGUGAUACAGGUUGUGGGAAGUCAACACAGGUACCUCAGUAUUUGCAUGAUGCUGGUUUCGAAAAUAUUGCAUGUACUCAACCAAGAAGAAUUGCUUGUGUGUCAUUAUCAAAGCGGGUUGCUUUUGAGACUCUUACACAAUUUGAAAGUAAAGUUGGAUAUCAGAUAAGGUUUGAGAAGAGCAAAUCUGCCGAUACAAAAAUAUGUUUCAUUACUGAAGGGCUGCUGUUGCGACAGAUGUCAUCAGAAAAUCUGCCAAACUAUGAUGUUAUUAUAUUAGAUGAGAUACAUGAAAGACAUUUAAUGGGAGACUUUUUGCUUGGCGUACUCAAGUGCCUAAUACAUAGCCGUAAUGAUAUAAAGUUAGUGCUUAUGUCUGCUACAAUCAAUAUAAAACUUUUUGAAGAUUACUUUUCUGCAGAAUCAGCUGUUGUUAUUCAAGUGCCAGGAAGACUGUACCCCAUAGAUUUACAUUAUAAACCGAUAUUUAUAGAAGACAAACCAACAAGAGACGACAGGCUUGAUCCACAGCCAUAUGUUCAAAUAAUGCAGCUAAUAGACAGCAAAUAUCCAAGUGAUGAAAGAGGCGACCUGUUAAUAUUUAUGUCGGGUGUGCAGGAAAUUACUUCAAUUUGUGAUGCAGCACAACAGUAUGCAGAGAAAACAAAGAAAUGGAUAGUUCUCCCUCUUCACAGUGGUCUAUCGCUCAUCGAGCAAGAUAAAGUUUUCGAUUAUCCUCCAGAAGGCGUUAGAAAGUGCAUAGUUUCGACCAAUAUAGCAGAAACUUCUGUCACUAUCGACGGAAUAAGAUUUGUAGUGGAUUCUGGCAAGGUCAAAGAAAUGAGUUACGAUUCGUCUACAAAAAUGCAAAGGCUAAAAGAGUUUUGGAUAUCCAAAGCGAGUGCAGAUCAAAGAAAGGGUCGAGCUGGUAGAACAGGUCCGGGCGUAUGUUACCGUAUUUAUUCGGAACAACAGUACUCUGAUAUGGAGCCGUUUAGCACACCGGAAGUGAGCAGGGUGCCUCUAGCUUCGCUUUUGCUGCUGAUGAGUUCUUUGGGUGUGAACGAUGUCCGUCGGUUCCCGUUUCUCGACUCGCCGCCAGAAGAGGCAAUUGAAAAUGCACUUUUAGAACUAAAACAGCACGGAGCGUUAUCGUCAAACGAGAAGCUCACAUCCCUUGGCAAGGCUUUGGCCAAUUUGCCAGUUGAAGUAUCGCUGGCUAAGGCACUUGUGAUCGGGAGCGCCACUCUGCCGCCGCACAAACGGGACUCCGCUCUCGCCCUCACCGCUGCCCUAGGAAUUCGAUCGAUUUUCACCACAAGGGCUCACAGGGACUUUGAAUGUGAGAAUGCAAGAAAACCGGACGAGUCCGACCACGGGGACCCAUUGACGCUUCUGUCGUUGUAUUGUGCUUGGUUGAGCGUCAAAGCUGAAGGGAGAGGCGGUCGGGACUGGUGUCGACGAAGAGGGAUCGAGGAGCAGCGCUUCUAUGAGUUGACCAAGUUGGCAGCACAGUUGCGUGGAUUGCUACAGGACAACAACUUGAUGGAAAGCCCGGAACCGGAAAAUAUGUCAUCGGCAGAACGAGCACUGCGACACGGACAAAUGAAACAACUAAAAGACAUGAGAAGACAGUACAAACAAAAAGCCGUCGAGGAGUCGAAACGCAGGAAACGUCUCAAAGUCGACUCCUGGGAGAUCGUAGACGACAAAUUAGACGAGGACAAUGUACUGGACAUUCGGGAUAUAGAGUUCCGUAUGACGAACGACGCGCAGAGAAUUAGGGCCUUGAUAUCCGGCGCCAGUGCGUCUAGUGGCCGAGAUCUUAUUACGUUAAAGAUUGUACUGUGCAGAGCACUGUAUCCUCAAGUGGCAAUAGCAGACGAAUUCAACCAUUGCAAGUCAGUUUCGGAGCAACUUUACCACACGUGGAGCAAACCGUUCGUGUUCCUCCACCCGACGUCGCACUUCGGCAAGCAUCCGAAGACAUUGCAGCUGACCGAAGCGGACAUACAGACGGAACUGCCUCCAGGAUAUAAGAGCAAGCUCCCAGUGUCGGCUAGGCAUCAAUUGCUCUGUUAUUUAUCCCUAUUGGAAACAACGAAACCGUAUAUAGUUAACUCAAUGCGAAUGCCUGCAGCACAGACCUUAUUGCUUCUGUCGCAUUCUAUUGACACCAACAUGGGGUUUACAAGGAUAGUGUGCGAUUCGUGGUUACUUCUUGAGUUUCCCUAUCCGGAGACUGGUCUGAACUUACUAUUGAAAGCGGCGAAGCUUCGUCAAAGAUGGGACGCUCUGAUUAAUCGAAGGCUUGCAGAUGCAAACCCAAAUAAAUCAGUAGAAACUGAGUUACAGAAAUCAAAACAAACCACAAAAACUUCCUACGAACAACUACAACAUGAGCUGUCUUGUGACAUCAGCUCGUAUAUGAAUUGCGACGUAUAUUAUACUAUAAAGAGAUUAUUACCGGGUGAUCUGAAAGUGCUUUACUGUGGUGGUGAGGAGGCGCAUCCGAAUAUCGACCCUAACCCAUUCGAACAAGGCUUUGAAUGCCGUGCGCAUGAGAAGAAAGGCGGUGUUUAUGUAACCGAUAACAUUGUUUAUAAUUGUGUGCUCGACACGGAUUGGAGUUACAAUAGCUAUCAAGAAAUAUAUGGUGUUGCUUGGACUUGUCCCGAUUGUGAUAUGGCGCUGUGUUUGUCACCGCUGGAACGGCUUCAGCAUAAAAGUUUUAUGUGCUCUUCUCGAACAGAAGAGAAAAAAGUGGAAGUUACUAAAACGCCAAGAGAGAAUAAACCUAACGCCAAAGAGUAUAAAUGCGAAAUUUGUAAUGAAAUUUUGUAUAUGACACCUGUUGAAAUACUUAAACACAAAAAGAAUUGUAAAAGUAAAUAG
This is a messenger RNA of Parnassius mnemosyne (clouded apollo), 3468 nucleotides long. Lineage: Eukaryota; Metazoa; Arthropoda; Insecta; Lepidoptera; Papilionidae. The record is from the annotation of a GenBank genome assembly.